This is a messenger RNA of Austrofundulus limnaeus, 525 nucleotides long. Its product is annotated as RING finger protein 113A. Gene Ontology annotation, molecular function: metal ion binding. Gene Ontology annotation, cellular component: U2-type spliceosomal complex. NCBI's taxonomy places the organism in Eukaryota, Metazoa, Chordata, Actinopteri, Cyprinodontiformes, Rivulidae. Gene Ontology annotation, biological process: snoRNA splicing. The record is from RefSeq and is a predicted model, not a curated record.
AAUGUUUUUAUUUAGAAGGAAAAAAAUGGCGGAUCCAGAAGAACCAAAAGCAGGUUCUUGUACGUUUCUGUUCAAAAAAUCUAGCAAAAAAUUCUCCGGACGAAAAAGAAAAGCAAGCGACAGUGAUAAAGACAGUGGCAGUGACGAGGAUCAGAGUGUUGUCAUCAGAAAAGAAAAGAAAGAUGCUCGAGUCAACCCUAUGAUUCAAAAGUCUAAAAGGGUAGAGAGGGAUGCUGUGUCUUCUAGUGAGAGCGAAGAUGACAAAGAAGACAAGAUCACGGUUGCUUACAAGUCCACGCGUUCAGCGAAACCAGAGGGACCCGAGGACAUGGGUGCCACUGCUACGUAUCAGCUGGACACAGAGAGAGACAAGGACGCCCAGGCUAUUUUUGAGAGGAGUCAGAAAAUUCAAGAGGAGCUGACAGGAAAAGAAGAUGAUAAAAUCUAUCGUGGCAUCAAUAACUACCAGAAGUUCAUUAAGCCUAAAGACACCACGAUGGGCAAUGCCUCGUCUGGCAUGGUCAG